UUUGAAUAUUGUUGGCAAACGACGACGAGCAUUCGCUUUUUACGAUGUCGGGCCGCCCCGGAAAACCAGACCUCUCAGGUUACAACUACAGCGCGAUCUCGUCGCUCGUCCUCACCGCAGACCGCUCUGCACUUCCACGGCGGGACCGCGAACCAGAUGGCGCCCCCACUUCGCUGGCGGGUAAAAUUGACCCUAGGGAAAUGGGAUCUCGUGUACAGCGCUCUGCACCAAAGGACGUCGAGAAGAAGAAGAAAAAGGCUGACGGUACUGCAGUGGGGAGGGAUGCUCUCGACAAAGCAGUUGCGUCGCGAAAACGUUUCGACGCCGGCCUGGGUUUCGCCGAUAUUAUCGAAGCGACUCAGGAUGUAGAAGGUCUACGCUACCGUCCCCGCACUGCGGAGACACGGGAAGUGUACGAGCUCAUGCUGGCAGCUGUCCAUCAGGCUCUUGGCGACCAGGCCAACGACAUCAUUCGGAGUGCUACAGACACCAUCCUCGAGACACUUAAAAACGACUCUUUGAAGGACUUCGACAAGAAAAAGGAAAUCGAGGAGAUCAUGGGCUCAAUCUCCAAUGACGCCUUUGCUCCGCUCGUGGCACUAUCGAAGAAGAUCACCGAUUAUGGCGCCGAAGAAGAGACUAUGGCGGACCCAGAUAUCGAGAGGAGGGAUGCUGGCAUUGACGAUGAGAUCGGCGUCGCGGUGGUGUUCGACGAGGAGGAGCAAGAGGAUGAAGAGGACGAGGGUUACGAAGUUCGGGAUGAGUCCGACGACGAAGAGGCGGAGGAGACUUCCCAACAAGCCGAAGAGGGCGCAAAUGAAGAUGAAGACCUCAUCGUCGGCGGUUCUGCCUCAGCACCCUCCAAAGCUCAAACUGACAAGGACAUCGUAUCACCGCACGCUAUUGACGGUUUCUGGUUGCAGCGCCAGAUCUCCGAGGUAUUUCUAGACCCCGUUACUGCAGCAGACAAGGCUGCUUCGGUGUUUGGUGUUCUUGAUUCAGAGUCUAGUCUUCGCGACUGCGAAAACCAACUCAUGGAACUUUUCGAGUACCAAAAUUUCAACGUGAUCACCAGGUUCUUGAAGAACAGGGACGUCAUCGUUUGGUGUACAAAGUUGAUACGGUCCACUGCGGAUAGCCGAGUAGAUGUGGAGACUGCCAUGCGCGAAAGGGGUGUCGGGUGGAUUUUACGCGAGCUAGAAGGAGACAGACAGGUGAAGAGAACUCGUGAUGAUGCCAUGGACGUCGACAAACCAUCUGUCGCCGCCGUACCCAAAACAGCUACCAUUGCCCCUGGCUCAACGCUACAGCCGAAACAUACUGUUGACCUCGAGAGCAUGGCUUUCAGCCAAGGUGGUCACCUCAUGACUAACAAGAAAUGCAAGCUUCCUGAUGGGUCGUUCAAACGUUCACGCAAGGGUUUUGAAGAGAUUCAUGUACCCGCUCCGCCAAAGAAACCUGUCCGCGACGACGAGUUCAUUUCGAUCGAGAAGCUUCCCGGGUGGGCAAGGGCUGCAUUCACCGUACCGAAGUUGAACAGGGUGCAGAGCAAAUUGUUCCCGGUUGCAUUUGGCACUGAUGAGCCUAUUCUGCUUUGUGCACCGACUGGUGCAGGCAAGACUAAUGUUGCGAUGCUCACUAUUCUUAACGAGCUCGCUAAAUACCGGAAUGAUGAAACCGGUGAAUUUGCCCUCGACGCCUUCAAGAUUGUCUACGUUGCUCCAAUGAAGGCACUAGUCCAAGAGAUGGUUGGCAACUUCACCUCGCGGUUGUCAGUGUUCGGCAUCAAGGUUGGCGAGCUUACUGGCGACUCUCAGAUGACGAAGCAGCAAAUUGCCGAGACGCAAAUCAUAGUCACGACGCCGGAGAAGUGGGACGUCAUUACGCGCAAGAGCACCGACAUGUCGUACACGAAUCUCGUGCGCCUCAUGAUCAUAGAUGAGAUUCAUCUGCUGCACGAUGAGCGCGGCCCCGUCUUGGAGAGUAUUGUUGCUCGGACCAUUCGCCGCAUGCAACAAACGGGAGAGUAUGUGCGACUUGUCGGGCUGUCUGCGACGCUUCCCAACUACCAAGACGUUGCGACGUUUUUGCGUGUCGACGAGAACAAAGGCCUAUUUUAUUUCGACGCUUCGUACCGACCCUGUGGCCUUCAACAGCAGUUUAUCGGCGUCACGGAGAAGAAGGCAAUCAAACGUUUCCAAGUAAUGAACGAAGUGUGCUAUGAAAAGGUGCUCGAUCAGGCAGGCAAGAAUCAGACACUCGUUUUCGUUCAUUCCAGGAAGGAGACGGCCAAGACAGCGAAGUUCAUCCGUGAUAUGGCAAUGGAAAAGGAAACGAUUACGCAGUUUGUCCGGCCUGAUUCGGCGACGCGAGAGAUCCUUACCACGGAGGUCGGUAACGUGAAGGAUCCCAACCUCCGCGACUUACUUCCCUUCGGCUUCGCCAUACACCAUGCGGGUAUGACUCGCGAGGAUCGUACGCUUGUGGAAGACCUCUUUGCUGAUGGCGCGGUGCAAGUGCUUGUCUGCACGGCAACGCUCGCUUGGGGUGUCAACCUACCUGCGCAUACAGUCAUCAUAAGGGGGACCCAGAUUUAUAACCCUGAAAAGGGUCGGUGGGUUGAAUUAUCACCGCAAGACGUGCUCCAAAUGCUUGGCCGUGCUGGGCGACCCCAAUAUGACACGUUUGGCGAGGGUGUUAUCAUAACGAAUCACGCUGAACUUCAGUAUUAUUUGAGCUUGCUGAACCAGCAGCUGCCAAUCGAAAGCCAGCUGGUGUCAAAGUUGGCAGAUAAUCUGAAUGCGGAAAUUGUUUUAGGUACGGUGCGAAACAGGGAUGAGGCGGUACAGUGGUUGGGAUACACAUAUUUGUACGUCCGUAUGCUCAGGUCACCUGGCUUAUACGGUGUCGGCGUGGACUACCAAGACGACGAGGAGCUCGUCCAAAAGCGAGCCGAUAUCAUACAUUCUGCGGCGGUUCUCCUCGAGAAAUGCCACUUGAUCAAGUAUGAACGAGCUUCGGGCAGGUUCCAGAGUACGGAACUGGGACGAAUCGCUUCGCACUACUAUAUCACACACAGUUCAAUGGCAACCUACAACCAGCACCUACGUCCAACGAUGUCGAUGCUGGAGCUCUUCCGUGUGUUUGCGUUGUCCAACGAGUUUAAACUGCUACCUGUUAGGCAGGAGGAGAAGCUGGAGCUGAGCAAGUUACUCGAGCGUGUACCUAUUCCUGUGAAAGAGGGCGUGGAUGAACCAGCAGCCAAGAUCAACGUACUCUUGCAAGCGUACAUCUCGCAGCUGAAGCUCGAAGGUUUCGCACUCGUUGCGGAUAUGGUGUUUGUGCAACAGUCUGCUGGACGUAUCCUGCGUGCAAUGUUCGAAAUCUGUCUCAAGCGCGGGUGGGCCGUGCCAGCUCGGGCAUGCCUUGCCCUUUGCAAGAUGGUCGAAAAACGAAUGUGGGGGUCGAUGACGCCGCUUCGACAGUUCAAAGGUGUCCCGCAAGAAGUCGUUAGAAAGGCGGAGGGUAAACAAUUCCCAUGGUAUCGCUACUUUGACCUCGAGCCCCCUGAAUUGGGAGAGCUGAUCGGCAUCCCCAACGCGGGUCGCCUCGUGCAUCGGCUAGUACACAGUUUCCCUAAGCUACAGCUACAAGCUCAAAUCCAGCCCAUCACGCGUUCCCUCAUUCGUAUUGAUCUCACCAUCAUUCCUGAUUUCAAGUGGGACGAGAAGAUCCACGGUACUACAGAGGCCUUCCAUAUUCUAGUGGAGGAUGUUGACGGCGAGAUUGUCCUCUUCCAUGAUACUUUUGUUCUCCGUCAACGCUACGCAGAGGGCGAGCACAACGAGCACAACGUCACGAUAACCGUACCCAUGUUUGAACCGGUGCCUCCCAAUUAUUAUAUCUCGGUCGUUUCGGAUCGUUGGCUGCACGCAGAGACGCGCCUCCCUAUUUCAUUCAAGCAUUUGAUAUUGCCGGAGAAAUUUCCACUGCCAACGCCCCUGCUCGACCUCCAACCAUUGCCUUUGUCCGCGCUGCACAAUAAGGAGUUCGAGAACAUCUACUCCUCGACAAUCAAAACGUUCAACAAGAUUCAAACGCAAGUUUUCCAAGCGUUAUACACGUCCGAUGAGAACGUCUUCAUUGGCGCACCCACUGGUAGCGGGAAGACGGUCUGUGCCGAAUUCGCGAUGCUACGAUUGUGGAGUAAGCGGGAUGGUUCACGUGCGGUUUGUAUCGAGCCGUACCAGGAGAUGGUGGACCAACGCGUCGUUGAAUGGCGUCGCAAGUUCAGCGGCGUUCAAGGCGGCAAAGAAAUUGUGAGCUUAACCGGAGAGAUGAGUGCGGACUUGCGUUUACUGGAAAAAGGGGAUGUCAUUAUAUGCACACCAACCCAGUGGGAUGUCCUUUCCCGAAGAUGGCGACAAAGGAAGAAUGUGCAAACAAUUGCCCUUCUCAUUGCAGAUGAAAUUCAGUUGGUUGGAGGCGAGGUUGGCCCUACCUACGAAGUCAUCAUCUCGCGGACACGAUAUGUCUCCGCACAGACGGAGAUUAAGACGCGUAUCGUUGCAUGUGGUGUGUCCCUUGCAAAUGCCCGUGACCUUGGCGAGUGGAUAGGCGCUCCUUCACAUGCAAUCUUCAACUUCUCGCCGAGCUCAAGACCUCUUGACAUGGAUAUCCAUUUGCAGAGUUUCAACAUUCCUCACCAUCCAUCACUGAUGAUCGCUAUGUCCAAGCCGGCGUACCUAGCUAUGGUCGAGUACGCACCGACAAAACCCGUUAUUAUCUUCGUCCCCUCGAGAAAACAGUGUCGCCUGACAGUUGACGAUUUGUUAGUCCACUGCGCAGCAGAUAGCGACCCGAAGCGCUUCCUGAACAUAGAAGAGGCGGAUUUGCAACCCCACCUGGAUCACGUUAACGACAAGGGUCUUGUGGAGUGCUUGAAAGACGGUAUUGGUUACUAUCACGAGGCAAUGGACAAGCAGGAUAAACGCAUUGUCGAACGGCUGUUCCAGUCUGGCGCUAUUCAGGUUUUAGUCGUCUCCAAGGACACGGCAUGGAGCCUUCCCGUUGCAAGCUACAUGGUCAUAAUCAUGGGUGUCCAGUAUUAUGAAGGGAAGGAGCACCGUUAUGUUGAUUACCCUGUGAUGGACGUCCUACAAAUGAUGGGCCGUGCCUGCCGACCCACAGAAGACGAGCGGAGUCGGUGUGUGUUGAUGUGUCAGCAGACACGCAAGGACUUUUACAAGAAAUUCCUGGCGGAGGGGCUACCCAUCGAGUCGCAUCUUCCUACGCACCUUCUCCACGACUACUUCCUUGCGGAAAUUGCUGUCAAGACCAUUGAGAACAAGCAAGAUGCGAUGGAUAUCCUCACGUGGACAUUCUUCUACCGCCGAUUGACGCAAAAUCCGAAUUACUAUAAUCUGCACAAUGUCAACCAUCAACAUCUUUCCGAUCACCUGUCCGAACUUGUAGAGAACACGUUGCAAGAUCUUACCGAAUCUAAGUGUAUCGCAAUUGAAGAUGAAAUGGAUGUCUCUGCGCUCAACCUUGGCAUGAUCGCUGCGUACUACAACAUAUCUUAUGUCACGGUCGACGUGUACACGUUGUCACUAAAAGAGCGUACGAAGCUCAAGGGAUUGUUGGAGGUGGUUUCUUCGUCGGCAGAAUUCGAAGCGAUUCCCAUCCGCCGACACGAAGACGUGGUACUUCGCCGGAUAUACGACCGUGUUCCCGUUAGGCUUGAGCUCCCAGAUUUCGAGGCACCGCGCUUUAAGACGUUCCUUCUACUUCAAGCUCACUUCUCGCGCAUUCAGCUCCCGGCGGACCUCGCUGCCGAUCAAGUGCUUGUUCUGGAGAAGGUGCUGAACUUGCUUUCUGCAUGUGUAGACGUCAUGUCGUCCAAUGCUUGGUUAAAUGCCUUGGGGGCUAUGGACCUGUCACAAAUGUGUGUGCAAGCAAUGUGGGAAACGGAUUCUCCCCUGAAGCAGAUUCCUCACUUCGACACCGAGGUAAUCAAACGCUGCAAGGAGGCAGGUGUCGAGUCCGUUUAUGAUGUCAUGGAGAUGGAGGAUGACAAGCGGAAUGCAUUGCUGCAAAUGGAUAUGCGACAGAUGCGUGAUGUCGCCAUGUUUGUCAACUCAUACCCCACUUUGGAUGUCUCCUACGAACUUGUGAAAGGCGAAUACACAGCUGGCGCGCCCAUCUUGAUGCAUGUCUCGCUUGCUCGAGACGCCGACGAAGAGAACGCCGAUGAUGACCAAACCGUUGUAGCACCGUUCUAUCCCCUGAAGAAGAUGGCAAAUUGGUGGCUAGUGAUCGGGGAGCCUAGCACGCGCCAACUACAUGUCAGCAAGAGCUUGACCGCGAAACUGGAGUUUGCUCUGCCUAAGGGGGCACACUCGCUCAAGUUAUACGUCAUUUGCGACUCAUACGUUGGCGCAGAUCACGAUUUGAGCAUUGAUCCCAUCGACGUUGCUGAGGGUGAGGAGAGUGACAGCGAUGAAGAUGCCAGUGACGAGGAUAUGGAAGAAUGAUGUAUUGGGUAGAUCAUCUUAUUGACCGCCGUGUAAUGUACAUAAACGCCCACAACCACUGUAAUCGCAACCCCUUUGUUUGUUUCGCU
Messenger RNA from Pisolithus orientalis, 6625 nucleotides. RefSeq names its product putative RNA helicase. Gene Ontology annotation, molecular function: ATP hydrolysis activity; ATP binding; nucleic acid binding. Bases 45 to 6536 code for a protein of 2163 amino acids. Gene Ontology annotation, cellular component: nucleus. The transcript has 17 exons. The record is from RefSeq and is a predicted model, not a curated record. NCBI's taxonomy places the organism in Eukaryota, Fungi, Basidiomycota, Agaricomycetes, Boletales, Pisolithaceae.